AUGAUACCCAGAGCCUCACAGUGUAUCCAGCACUGCACAGGGUGGGGGAGCAUGCAGACAGCAGGCUGGUGCCAGGACUGUGCCAAGCUGGGAGAGACUAACAUGCCCAGGAAACCCCUCAUUACCUGCUGGAGGCAGAAGACCCCCUCCUGGAUGUACCAGUCAUUGGCACUGUGUGCCCUGCUGGCUGUGGGAUGGUGUGCACCUUUUAACCAGGUACAGACAGGACAAUGAAUGCUGUCAGGGUCUGUGUAAUGGGGGGUUAGAUUGGCAGGGUCUGUGUAAUGGGGGGUUAGAUUGGCAGGGUCUGUGUCAUGGGGUUAGAUUGGCAGGGUCUGUGUAAUAGGGGUUAGGUUGGCAGGGUCUGUGUAAUGAGGGUUAGAUUGGCAGGGUCUGUGUAAUGGGGGGUUAGAUUAGCAGGGUCUGUGUCAUGGGGUUAGAUUGGCAGGGUCUGUAUAAUAGGGGUUAGAUUGGCAGGGUCUGUGUAAUGGGGGGGUUAGAUUAGCAGGGUCUGUGUCAUGGGGUUAGAUUGGCAGGGUCUGUAUAAUAGGGGUUAGAUUGGCAGGGUCUGUAUAAUAUGGGGUUAGAUUGGCAGGGUCUGUGUAAUGGGGGGUUAGAUUAGCAGGGUCUGUGUAAUAGGGGUUAGAUUGGCAGGGUCUGUGUAAUAGGGGUUAGAUUAGCAGGGUCUGUGUCAUGGGGUUAGAUUAGCAGGGUCUGUGUCAUGGGGUUAGAUUGGCAGGGUCUGUAUAAUAGGGGUUAGAUUGGCAGGGUCUGUGUCAUGGGGUUAGAUUGGCAGGAUCUGUGUAAUAGGGGUUAGAUUGGCAGGGUCUGUGUAAUAGGGGUUAGGUUGGCAGGGUCUGUGUAAUGGGGGUUAGGUUGGCGGGGUCUGUGUAAUGGGGGUUACGUUGGCGGGGUCUGUGUAAUGGGGGUUAGAUUGGCGGGGUCUGUGUAAUGGGGGUUAGAUUGGCGGGGUCUGUGUAAUAGGGGUUAGGUUGGCAGGGUCUGUGUCAUGGGGUUAGGUUGGCAGGGUCUGUGUCAUGGGGUUAGGUUGGCAGGGUCUGUGUAAUGGUGGUUAGGUUGGCAGGGUCUGUGUCAUGAGGGUUAGGUUGGCAGGGUCUGUGUAAUAGGGGUUAGGUUGGCAGGGUCUGUGUAAUAGGGGUUAGGUUGGCAGGGUCUGUGUAAUAGGGGUUAGGUUGGCAGGGUCUGUGUAAUGGUGGUUAGGUUGGCAGGGUCUGUGUCAUGGGGUUAGGUUGGCAGGGUCUGUGUAACGGGGGUUAGAUUGGCAGGGUCUGUGUAACGGGGGUUGGGGUGGCAGGGUCUAAUUUCCAGAUCCCUUUAGUUUUAGUGAGUGUGUGUAUGUAUGUAUGUAUGUAUGUAUGUAUUACUGGGUAUAUGGUUCGGGAUGUGUAUCACAGAGCUGUAUCUCGGUUAUAGAAAUACAAAUAUCUGAAAAGACACAAAAUACAAGCAGAUCCUGAAAAACGAAAGCUAUAGAGUGAGGGCGUAGAAUAUUUUAAAGCUAGGUGCUGGGUACGUGUUGAAUGAACAAAGGCUGCAGCCAGUCAUACUAUGAUGGAGACUGGUGGUGCAUUGGUUGGCAUGUGAUGACAUUUUAAUCCUAACACCUCUAUCUCACUCAUACCCCAGGUCUCCCCCGUGGUAACCAUGGAGCAGUUACUAUGGGUCAGUGGACGCGUGAUUGGUAAAGUAGACACGUUCCGUAUUCCAUUAAUUACUUACACCCCUCGUGGGCACCUCCUGGCAUUCUCUGAGGCACGAAAGUAUUCGUCUUCUGAUCUGGGUGCAAAAUUCAUCGCUACACGCCGUUCAAAGGAUGGAGGUGAGUGACAGACUGCCCAACAUUGCUUCAGCAUGCGACAAUCUAAUAAACUGAUACAUGGGGAUAGCCAGUCUAAUGUGUACCAAACAGGGAAAUGCUUUUACAAGCUCUUAUUGGACCUGUGUAUAUUUUACUGUUACGGUAUGGUUACAAAACAGAGCUAGGCAAGCCUGAAUUCAGCCAAAAUAAAAAUUAUAAUAAAGGUGUUCCACACAGUGUAACCAUUGCCUGGCUCUAUUAGAACCCUGAACAGUCCAUAUAAUUAGAUUUCUAGGAAUCUGAAGCCAUGUGUAUCCUCCGUACAGCCUGUGCGGUGUCUAGUUCACCAGUCGUCUGUAUUUGGAUUUGAAUAAAAAGCCUUUUCUGUUGGAUUUUUUAGUAAAAAAAAGUCUGUUAUUUUUGAGAUCUUUAUUUAAAAUAGAAACUCAUUCAGAUUUUGUUGGAAUUUAAAUGAAAUCACAUUACAACUUAAAUGUAUCACAAAUUAAGCCAUUACUUUUGUCUAAAGGACAAGCAGAUUUUAUUUUUUUGGACCAAAUGUGUCAGAAGCCCGAGCUUUAAGCAGCUUCCUUUUGCCACUUCUUCCCAUGAACCAAGACUCGCAAUGACUUAUGCCUGAUGCACAAUAGAUGCUUAUGGCUUCUUAUUAUAUGAGAAGAUCUGUGGGGGACAUUGCGAGUGCUAGAGUACACCGGUGAUGUGGCUCCUGUAGGCUUCUUCUACCAGGAUGGGAGGGUGGUGGAACUAACGAGGGAGAACUUCAGGCAAUAUAUCUCAGCUCCCACACUCCCAGUGGAAGCAAACAUGUUAUCUUGGGGAGGCUUUACAAAAAAUGUAGAAUCUCUAAACAUACCGUGAUACAUUAAACAGAAUGUCACGUGAAAUAAGAAGAGUUUGCUUAUUUUAACGCAAUGAAUAAAAUGAGAUAUUCCAGGUGAUAUUUAUUUUUAUUUCCAUAUGGCUAUUUUUCACUUGGAUAUUUUAAAGGAACACUAUAGGGUCAGGAACACAAAGGAACACGAACAUGUAUUCCUGACCCUAUAGUGUGAACACCACCAUCUAGACCCCCUGGGCCUCUCAUGCCUCCCUAAAUAUAGUAAAAAUCUUACUGUAUUCAAGCCUGAAACUGUAACUCUGCAUGCUGUUUGCCUAAAACAAACAAACCAAGCAGUCUGCUGACAUCAUCAGAAGUGGUAGCCUGAUCCAAUCACAAUGCUUCCCCAUAGGAUUGGCUGAGACUGACAAAGAGGCAGAUCAGGGGCAGAGCCAGCAUGAUUCAAACACAGCGCUGGCCAAUCAGCAUCUCCUUAUAUAGAUGAAUUGAAUCAAUGAAUCUCUAUGAGGAAAGUUCAGUGUCUGCAUGCAGAGGGAGGAGACACUGAAUGUUUGGAUGCAUUUUAGGCAGCCAUGACCCAGGAAGGAUCUCUAACAGCCAUCUAAGGAGUGGCCAGUGAAGUUAUCACUAGGCUGUAAUGUAAACACUGCAUUUUCUCUGAAAAGAAAGUGUUUACAGCAAAAAGCCUGAAGGUAAUGAUUCUACUCACCAGAACAAAUUCAAUAAGUUGUAGUUGUUCUGGUGACUAUAGUGUCGCUUUAAUAAGCUGACUGUAAAAUCAUAGUUACCUCCCUGAGUUGACACACCUUGCCGAAACAGGGAGUGCACAAGUAAACGUUCUGGACAGAGCUCAGGAAACGUUGAGCAUUAAUUAUACAGAAAUGGCCGCUCCCAUUACAGGGCUAAGUGAUGCUCGUUUUAUAAACAAUUCUGCUUUCUAUAUGUUUAUUUUUAAUGUAAACACAAUAAAACAUAUAAACAAGGCAUGGCUCAGACAUCAAUACCUCCCUUGUUAUUUUGAUUUUUGCAUGUUAGAAUCCACUUCAUUUUUUUUUUUUUUUUUUUUUUUUUUUUUUUUUUUUUUUUUUUUUACUCUCCCUCUUCUUUUGGUAAAGUCAUGAUUUUUUGUUAAAUGUUUAACUCUACAAUUCUUUUAGUUACAUUUUUCAUUAUUUGUAUUUACCAAUAUGUUAUUGAUAUGAUUAAACCAAUUUAUCAAAUUUAGCCAAAAUCGUAUUUGGAGAAUUUCUCAAGUGUAGUUAUUUUUCCAGCUUUGCACAAUUUGGGCCUCAAUAGUAAAUCCAUGCUGCUGCUCCCUAUCAAUCAUUGUUCUAAGCUCUGAUAUUUGCACUGUCAGUCUGCAGAGAGAGAGCAGAAGGAUUAGAAACUAACAGCAAUAUGUGAAGAAAGGUUAACAUAGGUACAUUUUAAUGUUUUAUUGAAUGGCGUAACUUUCAGGCAAGUGACAGUUCCUCUUUAAAUCUUGUCUUUCAAUUGUCCCUCAAAUAAAAAGGAAAUUUGGAAACUGCAGGAAGUUUAGUAACAUAUAUUGCUGCGUAGAAAGAGAUAAACCGAAAUUCUCAAAGUGGAAGGAAGAUGAAGCCUUUACGCUAACCCCCCAAACAGCGCACUAGCAGACACUGCGUUCUAGACAAUAAAAAUUGGGAGUGAGAUUUUCAUCUAAACAUGGAUUUUCUAAUCAGAAAAUAAAAUAAUGGAGAACUUCGUAACUUUGUUGGUAAAAUAAUUAUUUCUUGUAUACGUGUUAAUCCUUUUGCAAUAUUGUAAUUUCAUUUAUAUCUCCUUUUCAAAUAGCUCUAAACAAUCCUACAAUCGUGUAUCUUAUUUUAUGAAUCCUGGAAGGUUUAUUCUCUAUAGUAUCAAAUGUCGGAAUUCAGAAAGAAUUUCAUAUUUUAAGCAACCUAAAUAUUAGAAUUAUUACAAUGACUCCCAUUCAUUUUGUUUUUGGUUUGACUAUUUUAGUUUCACAUUUUAAUUCUUUGAAUGUUGGAAUUCAUUUUGAUUUCCCGGUAAUUUACACUUUUAUGAAUAACUCUGCAAUGUUCCUCUCUCCAACCAUAACGGCUGUUUUAGAGAAUUGUUUAAAGUUUCAUUAGAUUUACGGUUUGCCUAAAUCAUUGACCUUCGCAUUGAUAUUGGUACAUUGGUACAUUGAUAUACCUCACAGUGAAUGAUGAGAGUUUAUCACUUCCUCCUGCUUUGUACUGAGGAUUCAGAAUGACUCGUGACUGGUUUCCUUGGUCAGAGACCUUGAUCUUUCCAUGUAAAGCCGGAUUCGUAAUGGCAAGGCCUCAGGGAGCUUAGACACAGAGCUAGGAUUUCCACAAAACCUCAAAAGAUUUUCUCACCUGCCAGCAAGCGCUUUUAUUGUAAAUAAAACUUAAACCAGUUAUGCUACGUUCCGGAGACUGCUGCUUGUUGAGCAUUGUGUAUACAAUGAGCUAAAUGCUAUCAAAACAUCUGUGUUUCUGUAUCGCAUUACAAGCGACUCAAAGCUUGAACGCCGGGUUUGGGAUGAUAGCCUCUCAGGGUCAGUGUUUGAAACGCCAAGUAAUCGCCAUGGAAACUAAUCAAAUAUUCAUGGAAUUUUCGAAUAUUUAUUUCUGCUAUGCCUAACCUGCCGUGUGUCAUCAGAAUUAAUGUACUAGUCCUACACCCGUUGAUUAAUUAAAGGAAAACUAUAGUCAUCAAAACAACUUUAGUUCAAUGAAGCAGUUGUGGUGUAUAGAUCAUGCAUCUGACAUUUCGCUGCUCAAUUCUCUGCCAUUUAGGAGGUAAAUCACUUUUGUUUCUGUUUAUGCAACCCUAGCCACAACUCUCCUGGCUGUGACUGACACAGCCUGUAUUAAAACAAAAUGUUUUUACUUUCAACCAGAUGUAACUUACUUUUAGUUUUAUUUUUUUUCUCCUUCUCUGUAAAAUGAACUUUAAUUGUAUACAUUAGGUUCCUGCAGGGUCUAGCAAGCUAUUAACUGAGCAAUUUGUAAUAAAGAAAGUGUAAACACUAGAGGACUCUUUACAGGAAGUGUUUAGAAUGCUGUGUGAGUCAUUUGCAGGAAGGCGUGACUAGGGCUGCAUAAACAAAGUGAUUUAAAGGACCACUCCACUCUUCCAACCCCCCCCCCCAAAAAAAAAACCCUACAGUUUAGUAGAUAUACCCCCAAUGAAUACAUACAUGCAUGCAUGUUUUCAUUGGGGGUAUAGCCUAAAAUAGAUUUACAAAAGCUGCAGUUCUUGUGACGGCAGCCUUUGUAAGCCCUCCCCCUUUCUCGUUGAGAAGCCUCUGACUUGGUCCACAUGUGCACGCGCGAACAGACUCUCACGUGCAUGUGUGCCGGCUCGUGCGUGCCCGCUGCUUGUGCACUACUGAAGCAGGUCUGAGUUCUGUUAGGGUGGGAGGGGGAGGCCGGCACACUCAAGUAGAGCGUGCCUGCCACUUCCGUUAGCUCAGGGGUGCUAAUGGAAGUAGGAAGGAAUUCUUCCUGGCUGUUUGACAGCCUGGGUGGAGUUCCUUAGUUAAUUUAUAAAAGUGCUGAUUUCUCAUAGAAAUCAGCACUUUUAUAAACUGGGGUUAAAUGCUCCUCCCCUACAAAGCAAGCUGAAGUGCUUUUUGGGUUGUGGAAUAGUCCUUUAACUCCUAAAUGGCACAAAAGUACAUUGAGACUACAGAUGCAUGGUCUACACACCAAAACUGCUUCAUUAAACUAAAGUUGUUUUGGUGACUAUAGUGUCCCUUUUAAUUUCAUUUAAUCUGCCUUACUUACAAGGGUUUUUUUCAGGAGCAGCACUCGGAAUUUCCGGUCUAAAGUCACUGAUAUUUCUUCAUUUUUCCAUUGAUCCUCAUGCUACAUUCAGCCUCCCCGCUGGUGGGCAUUCUACCAGAUUUACCUUAAGCUUUUUGUCAGGCCAGUAACAGCAGAUAGCUGUGUGCUAACCCUCAGCUCAAGCAUUGUGCUAAUGUUAGAUUCUAUCUGUGUGCUGACACUUGAUUGUACACUCUAGUUUUUUUUUUUUUUUUCCUACUAGCAAUUGUGUUUAAUUUGUAAUUUAAUAAUAUGUUAAUUUACUUCCACUGUAGGCUACACUUGGAGUGCAACGUCCUUCAUUGUGGAUGAUGGAUCUUCACCCGAUGGCCUCAAUUUGGGGGCUGUGGUUGUGGAUGAUGAGAAAAAGAACAUGUUUUUGAUCUACACACUUUGUGCCCACUACCACCACUGCUCCACCUCAAGCGUCAUGAUUACAAACAGCUCGGAUGAUGGUCUAACGUGGAGCACCCCCAAAAACCUUUCUGUGGAGAUUGGAACCACCAUGUUUGCACCUGGGCCAGGGUAUGGAGUCCAGGUGGGGAAAGAAAGAAUGCUAAUCUGCAUGGCAGUAAUCCAUAUAUCUAAAAAAAAAUAAUAAUAAUAAUAAUAAUAAAAAAUUUUUAUUUAUAUAUAUAUAUAUAUAUAUAUAUAUAUAUAUAUAUAUAUAUAUAUAUAUAUAUAUAUAUAUAUAUAUAUAUAUAUAUAUAUAUUUAUUACAUUUCUCUCUUUACUUUAUACAGAAAAGGUUUUCACCCAAGAAAGGACGUCUGAUUGUAUGUGGUCACGGGACGCUAAAUGAAGAUGGGAUUUUCUGUCUGCUCAGUGAUGACCAUGGGCUUCACUGGAAAAAGGGUGGAAGCUUGCAAGGGCUACCCUUUAAUCAACCAAAAAAGAUGGGCGACUUCAACCCAGACGAGUGUCAGGUGAGGGGUGUUUUGGUUUCUGCUAGAGCAAUCGCAAUACCGUCCGUGCAUGCAGAGCAGGGUUUCCCACAAUGCACCAUGAGCUGCUAGUUGAGAUACACAUUAGUUUAGUUGAGCUACGGAAGACAAGAGGGCAGGGGUAAAUGUUGGUCAUUUGCAAACCAAACGUACCUCUCUAGAUCAAUUAAAUCAAAGCAAAAAAACGCUAAGUCUGAAUAAGAUCUUUCAUUUUCUACAUCAUCUGUGUUUGUGCAGAUUGGUUUGCCUGUACAUUGGUCACACCUUAUUGGUAAAUUCCUUUCCAUGAAAGGUCACCUGAUCAGUCUUGGCCGCAUGCACAUUCAAGCAGAGGGCUUUUCUCAAUCUGAGUCUGGAUCCCAUUGCCAUAAGAAUACCCCAGGCAAAUAAAUAGCGAUUUCCUCAUAGACCUUUAAAGGCAUCUCUGUAACCGUGAUUACCGCUUUGACAUUGAUUUCUAUAAUCUAAUAUUUAAAGGGACACUAUAGUCACCAGAACAACUACAGCUUAUUGAAUUUGUUCUGGUGAGUAGAAUCAUUCCCUUCAGACUUUUUGCUGUAAACACUGUCCUUUCAGAGAAAAUGCAGUGUUUACAUUACAGCCUAGUGAUAACUUCACUGGCCACUCCUCGGGUGGCUGUUAGAGAUCCUUCCUGGGUCAUGGCUGCCUAAAAUGCAUCCAAACAUUCAGUAUCUCCUCCCUCUGCAUGCAGACACUGAACUUUCCUCAUAGAGAUUCAUUGAUUCAAUUCAUAGAGAAUAAAGAAAAAAAUGCCAUUCUACCUGUGUAUGAUUUGCUGAGACGAUUAUAGUAAAUCAUACACAGGUAGAAUGGGAUUUUUUUCUUUUAUUUUGUUUAUUCUCUAUGAUAUUCACCAUUUAGGGGUUACCCCCCCUUUAUUUGUGCCCCCUACCUUGUGAUAUCUAAAUUUUGGCCCUAGGUUAAUUUUUAUUUUUAUUUUUUUUGUAUAUUGAUUCAAUUCAUCUCUAUGAGGAGAUGCUGAUUAGCCAGGGCUGUGUUUGAAUCAUGCUGGCUCUGCCCCUGAUAAGCCUCUUUGUCAGUCUCAGCCAAUCCUAUGGGGAAGCACUGUGAGUGGAUCAGGCUACCACUUCUGAUGAUGUCAGCAGACUGCUUGUUUUUCUGAGUCCAACAGCAUGCAGAGUUACAGCUUCAGGCUUGAAUACAGUAAGAUUGUGCUAUAUUUAUUGAGGCAUGAGGGGCCCAGGGGGGGCUAGAUGGUGGUUUUAACACUAUAGGGUCAGGAAUACGUGUGUGUGUGUGUGUGUGUGUGUGUUCCUGACCCUAUUGUGAUCCUUUAAAUAAAUGCCUUUUUCAUUGUUUACUGACGUGUGUGUGUGUGUGUGUGUGUGUAUAUUUUCAGUUUAAUGCCUAUGUUUGUAAAUGCCAUAUGGAGUUAAAACUCAUCUUUGGCACUGUACUUGUGGAUCUCAUUUCCCAUGGGCUUUUAGCCUGGCCUCUAUCCUUAGAAACGCAAUGUCAGUCUUAGCCAUCCGUUUAUUACAGAAUAGCUCUGAUAUUCCUGUAGUUUGUAUCAGGGCCCAGAUGCUGCAUGGUGCUGGUUGCAAUCUAUGAAUAGCAUAGUCUAAACCCAACGCAUUUCAUCCACUGCACGGUCUCUUUAACAGGACAAAUCCUGAAAGGCAUCAAAACAGCUGAACACAUUAGAAAGUGAUUUUACUCUGUGCUGCUCUUUAAAACGUCUUGUAACUGAGUUUGCUAUAUUGGUCCACACCAGCAGUGGCCAAACAGUAGAAUCAACACUGUUGAACUACAAUUCCCAUGAGGCUUGUAAUUCUACAGAUAAAACGAUUUGUUUCAGCCAGUGCAGCUCUGCUCAACACUAUAUUGUAAAAUAAUGUGGGAAAACGUUUUGAGACUUUGUUCAAUGUGUUGAAACUUACUUCAUUUACAGUUUCCUCAGUCCCAUUUCUUUCUUCUUCUGUCAUAAAUAAAUAACGUUUUAUUUUUUAAUUCCAUUUCAUCCUACACAGCCGUACGAACUCCCAGAUGGCUCCGUGAUAAUUAACGCUCGGAACCAGUACUACUAUCAUUGCCGCUGCCGGAUUGUGGUGACAUCCAUCGAUGGCUGCGAUUCCCUUCCUCUGGAGAGCGUUCGCUUUGAUGAGGGUCUGCCGGAUCCUGCUGUGGCCGCAGGAGCGCUAUAUAAAAGAGGAGUGGUCUAUUUUACGAAUCCAGCGAAUCAGUUGCACCGUGAGUUUCCUCUAGGAAUUCGCCCUCCAUUCUUUACCAUCUUGGCUCAAUGUCCUCCUUUCACUUCCCCCUCUGUCACCAAUUAUCUGUCUCUCUGCUCUUCCCGUCGCAGUCUCCUUGCAGAGGUUGGUUUUACACUUCUGACAACCCGACCUCUAGUCCGCCCACACUCCUCCCUGGUUUUCAUUAAUAUCCAUUGCCUCCAUGAUGCUGACACACUAGCUACGUUGCCAGCUUCUGAACAGGGUGACGUCAUGUUACUCCAUUCCUAUACUCCUUAGGAACCACAGCUGGAGAUCAGAGGGACAUUCUGUGGGAGGGCUCUUCUGCUCUCCCUGGCUCUCAAUUCCUCUGCAUUCAGUGCCUGCCGAGGAAUUGAGACAGAUGGGAGAAAACUAUUUUGAAUUAGUUUUUUCUCUAAAUCUAUACAUUUGCUAACACAAUGUAUAGAUGGAAUUUCAAAGUCUUUUAAAAUUGAGCUGCGUUUCUUUUUUCCAGUGACCGAUUCCCUUAAACUCUCCUUCAUUUCUUUCUGUCCCUUCUACCAGGUGUUAAUCUGACCCUGCGAUGGAGCUUUGACUCUGGAGACUCGUGGGAAAAAAACGCUGUCCAAAUCUGGCCUGGUCCCAGUGGAUACUCAUCGCUCACCUCCCUCUUUGGCCAUGUGGAAGACAAUGAAAACAUUUAUGUUGUCUAUGAAAAGGGCAGAAAGGAUAUAACCGAGUCCAUCGCUGUUGUGAAAAUAAACCUUUUUGGGAAUUUAUGA
Pelobates cultripes (western spadefoot toad) is the source of this 10441-nucleotide messenger RNA. The record is from the annotation of a GenBank genome assembly. NCBI's taxonomy places the organism in Eukaryota, Metazoa, Chordata, Amphibia, Anura, Pelobatidae.